ACAAGCAUUUGUUACACGUUUUUUAGCACGUUUUACGUUUAAACUGCUCAGUUGUGGUUUGUGUUUUUUCGAAGAACAUUGUGCUUAAUAUCUACAUUUUGUUAAAAUGUCUCGUAAAAGUGGAUAUUCAUUCAAAUGUAUUAUAAAAUCGUGCGGGGAAAUGAAAACUCAAAAAGAUUCAAUUAGUUUUUUUUCUUUUCCUAAAGAUCCUGCUCGGUGUGAAAUUUGGUUAGAACGCUGUCAACUGCCAGCUGACACUCUAUCCCAAAAGAAUGUUAAAUUAUGUGGAAAACAUUUUGAAAAAAUUAUGUUUUUAAACUUCUUAGAGAACAGGUUAAAAACAGAUGCUAUACCUACACUAUUUCCAGAUAAUUGUGACGUGAGUACUACAGACUUGUCUAGUGAGAAAGUUAGAACCUCUACCAGUUCGAGUAAUACUGUGUCUUGUGGCUCAAAUACUCCACUAAACAUUAGUGAUGAUCCUGGUUCUUCAAAAUCAUGUACCACAGUUGCAUAUGGUAACAAUGAAAUACUGGCUCUUCCAUUACCUGGUUCACCUGUAGUACCUGAUAGUAUUGACUACGCUAUUUCUCCUGGAACAUCAUCGUUUUCUAGUGAAAAAUCUACAUAUUUAGAUUCUCCUUCAGAUUUCACAAGUUCCAGUUCUUCAAAAGGUUGCCAAACUCUAAAAUCUUGGUCUGAGAAAACACCCAGAAAAGUUUUGUUACGGCAACAAUUGAAGAUUGAAAAAGAAGCUCGUCUCAAAGCUGAAAAAACUAUCCUGGCCUUGAGCAAUCAGCUAAGUGAGUUUAAUACUGUUGAAAAUUUACUCUCAUUGUGUGAACAACAUUUAUCACCCGCUGUACUAACGAUUGUGAAAUCUAAUCUAAUGUGCGAAACAAGGAACCCUCAUGGAUACAGGUACACAAAUGAUAUGAAGCAAUUAGCGUUAACAAUCUACUUCUUAGGCCCAUCUGUGUAUAGAUUUUUAAAAAGUAUCUUAAGUCUACCUUCAGUUAGAACUUUAAGAAGAGUUACUUCAAAAUAUGAACUGAUUCCUGGGUUAAAUGAUUUUUUAUUUGAUUUUGUAAAAUUCAAAAUUUCUACCUUUAAAACUGAGGCCCGAAAGGGAAUUUCGAAAGGAAAUAUUGAAGAUAACGUUUCUAACUCAAUAACAUUGACGGAAAAUACGUAA
Messenger RNA from Aphis gossypii (cotton aphid), 1195 nucleotides. RefSeq lists its product as uncharacterized. Gene Ontology annotation, molecular function: sequence-specific DNA binding. The record is from RefSeq and is a predicted model, not a curated record. The transcript has 6 exons. The coding region runs from base 107 to 1195 and encodes 362 amino acids. Lineage: Eukaryota; Metazoa; Arthropoda; Insecta; Hemiptera; Aphididae.